UUUUCUGUGGCUCGGCAGGGAAGAGGCAGAGGGAGUGCUGGGGGAGAAUUAGCACCAAAAACAUUUGCGAAAAGCACUGGAACCUAACGAGAGGGAGAGUACUCAAUCAUGUCUGAAGAAGAGGUGGUAGAGUAUGGGAGUGAAUUUCCAGAUCACUACAAGGUUAUGCUGGACAGGCUCAAUGAACAGCGGCAACUGGACCAGUUCACUGACAUCACCCUGAUUGUGGAUGGUAUGCAGUGUACUUGACCUUUAUGUGAACUUUCUUUUGCAUCUGAUUUUGCACAGGAGCACUGGCAAUUGACGUUAAAUAAUUUACCGUCGUGUCCUCUUACAGGAGUUAGUAACUUGGCCUUCCGCCACUUGAUUGAAUUCACCUACACUGCGAAACUUGCGGUGAAUGGACAUGAAGAGGUCAAUGAUGUGUGGAAAGCAGCUGAAUACCUUCAAAUGCAAGAAGCAAUCAAAGCUCUUAACAGCAGGACAAACAGCAGCCCUCCAUACACCGAGGUGCAGGAGUCAGCGAGUAGGAAUAAGGCCAAAAAGAGGAAGAUAGCAGAGACUUCGAAUGUCAUCACAGAGACUCUGCCCUCCGUGGAGACCGAGCCAGUGGAAAUCGAAGUGGAGUUUGCUGGCAGCACCAUCGAACUGGAGGAAGGGGGCAUAGAGGAAGUGGUGGACAUGGGAAAAGGUGUCAAGGGUUCCCAGGCCUCCUCUGAUGAUUCUGCACUAGCCCUGCUGGCUGACAUUACCAGCAAAUACCAGCAAGGAGAGCAGACGCUCCAUAUAGUGAAAAAAGACGUCGAAGUCGUCGCACAAGAAGAUGCACCUACCCCUAAAUCGCUGGAGAACAUAGAAGUGGUGGAAGUGCAGAUCUCCCACCUCAACAACCUCUUCCGGUGCGACAAGUGCGACCGCUCCUUCAAGCUCUUCUACCACCUGAAGCAGCACAUGAAGGUCCACUCGGACAAGCCUUUCGUGUGCCCGCACUGCAACAAGACCUACACCCGCGAAAGCGCCCUGAAGCAGCACCUCAACUGCAACCACUUCGAGGCCGAACAGUCCCGCCGCCAGCGGCCCCAGAAGAAGAUGCACGUCUGCGAGUACUGCGAGAAGCAGUUCGACCACUUCGGCCAUUUCAAGGAACAUCUGAGGAAACACACAGGUGAAAAACCAUUUGAAUGUCCAGACUGCCAUGAACGUUUUGCCAGGAAUAGUACAUUAAAGUGCCAUAUGGCUGCCUGUCAAAAUGGUGUUGGUGCAAAAAAAGGACGAAAGAAGCUCUACGAAUGCCAGGUGUGCAGCAGUGUGUUCAACAGCUGGGAGCAGUUCAAGGACCACCUGGUGAUCCACACCGGGGAGAAGCCCAACCACUGCACGCUGUGUGACGUCUGGUUCACCCAGCCGAACGACAUGCGCGUCCACCUGCGUGACUUCCACGCCAUUCACGAGAAGGUGGUGACGGAGGUGGUGAUCGCCGAGCCGGGGGCCUCCGAGGCCCUGCUGGAGGAGGUGCAGGUGGAGCCGGAGCAGAUGGAGGCCGGCCAAGUCGUGGAGGCAGUGCAGGUGGAGACCGUCGAGGGCGAGCAGGGGAAGGUCGAAGCGGGGGUCGACCUCCGGCACGGCGAAGAGGCUGAGGAAGUGACUGUAGCCCCCGAGGAGCCGCGGGGAAGCGAGCCAGACCCGGGACAGCAGCUGCAGUUCAAAGUGGAACAGAUCUCUGGCAGUGCUGUACAGCACUACCUGGAACAGACUGUGCAGGACACAGAGGUCCCUGAGGAGCAGGAGCAGGUGGAAAUACACGUAGAAGAGACAGAGAUUAGUGAAGUGCAAGCAGUAGAAGUAUAAGAAAAGAACCAUGUUAGCCCUUGGUAUUUCUUUUUCGGGAAGGCAAUAACAAUCCACUGACUCCUUUCACCACAGUGAAUAUCGAUAAACCAUGAAUUGCCUACUGAGAAAACUUGUUGGUUUAAUAAUUGACAGUUUCAAAUAUAAAUAUAAAUAAUAUUUAGGAUAUUUAUUUUCAGACAGGAUUUACUUGCUACUUAAUGUACAUCUUUGGAGGAGAAAUUAUCUUUGAAUGUGUUUUUAAGUUUAAUAGCUUAUCGACCACACCCCUUCACUUUUCCAUCGUUUCCCACUGAAUGAAGAAAUGGUGUCAUCUGCCUUUUUUAGGUCUUGGUACAGAGCAGAGAAGUGAUUGCGCUUUGCCAGUAAGAUGUUUGAAGGAAUUUGAGGUAUCCUCCCAAUGGGCCUCCCCGAAGAAACCAUCAAUUUUAAUCUUACCGUGAAAUUCUCUGUGAACUCUGAAAGUCUGAUGUUGGUAAUGUAUGACAGAUGAAGUUAAUAAAUGCUUUCUAUGAAAAAUAUGUAUAUGUCAGCUACAUGGUAUGUUUUUUUUACUCAUUUGUAAAGCUGUCUGUUGCAAUUAAAAACAUUUU
Messenger RNA from Lepisosteus oculatus (spotted gar), 2441 nucleotides. Lineage: Eukaryota; Metazoa; Chordata; Actinopteri; Semionotiformes; Lepisosteidae. The record is from RefSeq and is a predicted model, not a curated record.